Messenger RNA from Saccostrea echinata, 5133 nucleotides. RefSeq names its product protocadherin Fat 4-like. The transcript has 21 exons. The coding region runs from base 11 to 4963 and encodes 1650 amino acids. Gene Ontology annotation, molecular function: calcium ion binding. Gene Ontology annotation, cellular component: plasma membrane. The record is from RefSeq and is a predicted model, not a curated record. NCBI's taxonomy places the organism in Eukaryota, Metazoa, Mollusca, Bivalvia, Ostreida, Ostreidae. Gene Ontology annotation, biological process: homophilic cell-cell adhesion.
CAUUUAUCAAAUGAGAGUUUGGCUGCUUUUGUUAAGCCUUCAAUUAAUUUUGCCAGGCUUGAGUGAUGGAGCAAGUGUUCCAAUCUUUUCCCCAGAUGUUAUUGUUGUCACUGUUGAAGAAGGAAGCACAGAUGAAUUGGUUACUACACUUAAUUGUACCACUCCAGCUGGAACUCCCUGCCCUAUACGUAAAAAGAUUGAUGGUGAUGAUUUUGGAUCGGAGAAAUUUAAAAUUGAUAACACAGACCUGAGGACAACAAAUAUCCCGACCGAUUACGAAGCAUUAGAGACGAUAAACAAAAAUUUUGUUUACACACUGCUAAUACGUGGAAAUGAUUCAAGUAACUCUCUGAAAACAGCUGAGGCAACUGUGUUUGUGUACAUUGACUCCAAAAAUGAAUUCGAUCCAGAGUUUAUAGGAAUGCCAUUUAGAGCUUUGGUUCGGGAAGACGCUCCAGUAGGUAUGCAGGUGAUAACUUUAACCGGAAAUGACGAUGAUCUUGGAACAGGCGGGGAAGUUUCAUUUUUGAUUGUAGGAGGUAACGAUGACAAUAAAUUCGAUAUUAAUCCUGCAUAUGGACGAAUAUUCACAAACAAUUCAUUAGACUACGAGACGAAGAAAAACUAUACGCUGGAUGUCCGCCUGUCUGAUGGAACAAGAUCAGUUAUUGCAAAUGUCGUUAUUAUAGUUACCCCUGUAAAUGAUAACGACCCACAAUGCACGCCGCAAGUUUAUCACGUGACUAUGGAUGACACCCUGGCUACAGAAGGAGCCACGAUAUACACAUUAACCUGCUCUGACGCAGAUGGAGACCCUUUAACUUACACGAUAGAAAGUGGAGACAUCUCGGGUGAAUUUGCCAUUAAAACUCCACCAAAAAUUGAGCUUCGAAAAGAUCUUGAUGCCAGCCAGAGGAACCUAAAUUACCUCUUGUCCAUUAAGGUUUCGGACGGGUCAAGGUCAACCGAAGUCUGGUUACGUUUGUACGUCACAAAGAACAACACUAAAGCUCCCGAGUUCCAAAGUCAACCUACAGUGAACGUGCGCGAGAGUGAGAUUGUAGGAGCAGAAAUUAUAUUGUACAAAGCUUUUGAUCCUGACAAGGAACCAUACGGCGUUGUGUCGUAUGAAAUAGAAUCUGUAACAAACGGCGGGGAGGACAAUUUUUUGAUCGAGGAGACCACAGGAAGAAUAAAGCUAGCAAAGCCGCUUGAUUACGAAGCAGUCACGAACUAUGUGUUACAUGUAGUGGCAAGAGACGGUGGCGGACUGAAGGGCACGGGAACGGUAACAGUGAGUGUUCUUAACGAAAAUGACAACGCACCAACCUGUACAACUUAUUCAGAGGCGUACAAUGUACCGGAGGACCAAGCCGUGAGUACCGUUAUUUCUACUGACGUGCAGUGUACAGAUGCUGACGGGGAUACCCUGACCUUUGUUAUGGUACAGAAUCCUCCAGGAUCUGUAUUCACACUCACAAAUUCAAAGACAGUCAUUCUCAAAGAACCUUUGGACUUCGAGACACAAUCCUUUUACGAACUUCAGAUUUCUGUGAUAGACGGCGGUUCAAACCCAGUGAUAAUAACUUUCAUGAUUGACGUCACUAAUGUAAACGAGCACACUCCAGUAUUCACUAACUCAGAUGUAUACUAUGAAACUCUUGAUGAAACCUCCCUACCGGGGGCUAACAUUACAACAGUUUCCGCCACUGAUGGUGACAGGGACGCAGUGUCCUACAGCUUCGUGACACCACAGACAAAAUUUAACCUAGGAUCAGUGAGCGGACAAAUAAUUCUCAGUCGGACAUUGGACGCUGAAAUUGUGUCAUCGUAUGAAUUACUUGUACGUGCGUCUGACGGACAGAAAGAGUCCACAGCAACUGUGUCCAUAACUGUAAAUGACGUCAACGAAGCCCCCGCCUUCGAACAAGAAAAAUACAGCUUUACAAACACUGAAAACUCAGAUAUAGGAAAAGUUGUCGGUAAGGUAACGGCUAGAGACCCAGAUGUAUCCGGCAACAACGCCUUGUUCCGUUACUCCAUCAUUUCGGGCAACAUUAAUUCGCAUUUUCUGAUUGAUCCUGAUGAUGGCACCAUAAGUGUUGCGGUAUCUACUGACUAUGAAUUCACCAAAGCAGUCCUCCUGGUUAUCGAAGUGAUAGAUUUUGGGACUCCUGUCCUUUCUGACAAAUGUACCGUGAAUAUCAGCAUUGUAGACGUCAACGAUAAUGCACCAGAAUUUCCAACGGCCACAUUGACCAAAUUUCUUGCAGAAAAUGCAAGUUUUGGAGAUGUUGUUACACGAGUAACUGCAAAAGACAUCGACUCGGACCUCGGUGAUAAUAAUUUAUUUGAGUUUAGUUCUUCAUCAAAUGUACCAUUUAGCGUUCACUAUUUGACAGGGGAGGUGACUGUCAACGGACAAGUCGAUAGAGAAAUGCAAGAAAGUUUUGAGAUGAUUAUUGAAGCGGUUGACAAAGGAUUUCCUGCCAGAACAGGUUUUGUUACUCUGACAAUAACGUUGACGGACAUUAAUGAUAAUGCCCCGAUAAUCCAAGGAACGUAUGACAGAACCAUUCCAGAAAACGAACCUGUUCAUUCUUUAGUGUUUACUUUGUCAGCUACCGACCCCGACACAGGAGACAAUGGACGCUUCUUGUACUCCAUAGUGUCAGGAAACUCAGAUUUUCAUUUCAAAAUCGAGCAGACUCGUGGAUUCAUCCAGGUUGCAACGGAUCUAGAUCGGGAAUCUCAGCCUGUGUAUGAAUUGGUGAUUAAGGUUUCGGAUUUGGGCUCCCCACAGAUGUCCACGUCAAUCACCGCAACAGUAACACUGAGUGACGUCAACGAUAUAAUUCCCAAAUUCAACAAGAAUAUGUACGUUCUAAACAUAAAUGAAAACUCACCUAUUGGAACGCUUGUAGGAAAAGUGGAUGCGAUAGAUGGGGACAGAGGUAUCAAUGCAUUAGUAACUUACAGAAUAAAAACGUAUAUGGAAGGUCAUGCGGGUAAGUUUAUGAUUAACACAACAACAGGAGAAAUGAAAAGCUUUGAUGUCAUAGACCGAGAAAUAGAGGACUUUUACUCCAUCAUAUUGAUUGUUGAAGAUAGCGGAUUUUUAUCGUCUGAAGCAAUGGUGAACAUUACUGUAAACGAUGAAAACGAUAACUUGCCGAUAUUUACGAGGAGAUUGUACUCAACAGAAGUGUCUGAAAAUUUCACUGUAGGAAGCAUAAUUUUAACGACAACGGCGUACGAUCUUGAUAUUGGGUUCAAUUCAAUAAUUUCUUAUAGCCUUGAUACAUUACCACUGGAUGGUGCGAUAGCGUUACAAUAUUUUUCGGUAGAUACCACAACUGGAAAUGUUAUACUCAUUAAAGAACUUGACCGAGAGUUGUAUGCCAACAUAUCGAUGACGGUGAAGGCUUCUGAUGCUGGCACACCCCUUCUAUCUUCCAACACAACGGUCACAGUCUUCAUUGAAGAUAUUAACGAUAAUAGACCGGUAUUCGCGCCAUCUUUUUAUAAUGCAGAGGUGUCAUAUGAGCAUGCGUGUAACCAUAUUAUCACAACCGUUACUGCACUGGAUAUAGAUCAGGAGGAAAAUGCAGAAGUUGUUUAUGAAAUGGAUCCUGUUAACGGAGAAAACCAAUUUCUUGUUGAUAGGAAAUCAGGGCAAAUACGUACAAACCUGAAUGUAAAUGAAUCGCAGAAUGUCAUCUUGGUGCGUGCGAAUGAUCUUGGCACACCAAAACUGACGUCAUCUUUGAGCGCCAAAAUCAGAAUAGAUUCGUUUAAUGCAAGUGAAACGAUAAUUUCGUUUUCAUUAUCAAUGGGAUUGUCUACGUACUUAAGAAAGGAAUCAGAAUUUCUGUCACUUGUGAAAAAAACGAUUGGAGAGUUUUAUGCUACGGCAUAUGUUCGACGAUGGUGUAUAGAAGACAAAUCAACCUCCGUGGUAGUUUAUGUGUAUGCUGUGAAGAACGACUUGACAAAUUGGGAAGGCAACCUUUUUAUGGACAAACCAUUCAUGACUAAUGGAGAAUUCCUAGAUUCGUUGGAGCUCAACAAAGACAAAGUCCCCACCAUCAAUGGAACGGAUGAACCUUGGAGAGAGUUUUUGGUUACUGAUGUCAAGCCGUUUGGACAAAACGUCGUUUACCCCGGAGGAACCUCUCGUUCCUCAAGCAAUGGGGAUAAAACUGGGCUGAUUAUUGCUCUGGCUAUCAUAUUCUCCCUCCUUGCUCUAGCUUUGUUGGCGGCUCUAAUCAUCUAUCUACUGUGGAGGAGAAAAAAUAAACAAAAUAAGGACAAUACUUCCAAAUCUAAACCAAAGCUCAUCAACGUACAAACAAAAGGAGACAUGACUUCUGGUUGUCAGAAUUCCUCAGACACAAGGCCCUUUGUCUCGGACACAGACGACUCCGUUUGUCACGUGACCAUGGUAGGGAAUCCGUCCAUGGUAUAUUCAGGACCCGGAUCUCCUGGAUCUAGAUCUGCUAAAGGGAAAGAAUCGCCCACUGGGUCUGGAUCCGGAGGAGAUAAUGAAUCUGAUCCUAUGACAAAAAUAGACAUAGAUGGGAGGAGGGAAGGACUCGUGUCUCCAACAGAAGUCAGAAUGUCACAAGGACUUAUGGGAUUUUCAGGUGAAGGAUAUGUGAAGGGUGGUAACUCUGGGAGAUAUGGGGACGAUCAAUAUCCAGAAAAUGGAUUAGAUUCUUCCAAGGAAAAGGCAUUUGGGAACAAGGGUGAAGAACAAGGGAGAGGUAUUCCCUCAGGAAAUAGUGACGGACGAUCAGAUGCUGAUGGCUUGGACGGAAAAGCAUCAACGAGAACACCUGGAAAUAGGGGCAUUGAUACAGUGACCGGCUGGGUGUAUGAGGACCAUCCAGAGAACAAUGGCCGACAGUGGCUUAGAACUCCAGAUGGAGAUCCAAUAUUUGAACAACGUCCCUUCAUCUAAAUAGAAAUUUAAAAAGAAGCAAACGGCAUGUCUAGAAGGACAGAUCUGAGAAAAAGAAUAAACCAAUAUAUUUCGCAAAUAUUAUUAUAGGUUAAAAAAUUAUGUAUGUGAAAACCGAUGAUAAAUCUGAAUUGGCCUGCAUAAGUUUUAAAUAAUUAAUUUAAAUAAAA